UGCAUGCUGUGUGGCUGUAAUGACACAGUGGAGUGCCCAUUUGUUUGGAGACAUUUCUAAUAACCAGAUUGUACUCAACCUUCUUGCUGCUAAGGUCGUUGGCAUGGCGAACAAGAUGGUAGUCACGCAACCUGUCGGCUUCAACUCGACAACUAUGACAACACAGUCCAGACAGUGGAGCACAGGACUCUUCCAGUGCCUCGAUGACAUGCCAUCAUGCUGCUUCAACUUCUGGUGCCUGUGGUGUUUCAUGUGCAAGACGUCUAAGGACUUUGGCGAGCCCCUCUGUCUCCCCCUUGUGGACAUCUGUAUGGGCGGCGUGGUGAAGCCCGUCACACUCUCCAUGAGGGCGGUGAUGCGCAGACGCUACGGCAUUGAGAUGGCCAGAGAGAUGCAACUCAGAACUCCACCUGCAACACUACACCACCAUCAGAACAUCUAG
This is a messenger RNA of Engraulis encrasicolus (European anchovy), 442 nucleotides long. RefSeq names its product cornifelin homolog B-like. The record is from RefSeq and is a predicted model, not a curated record. The coding region runs from base 20 to 442 and encodes 140 amino acids. The transcript has 4 exons. Lineage: Eukaryota; Metazoa; Chordata; Actinopteri; Clupeiformes; Engraulidae.